AACGCAAAGAUUGAAAAUCAGUUCAAGCUACAGUCCGCACCCGUUUUACGUGAACGUGGUGUUACACUCACUGAGCUUCGAGUUCCAACUUCCGUGAUGGCCAGCGUAAAAAAUGGCGUAGUGCUUGAUUGCUUGUACACAUUACGUCCAAAUUCUAUCGGUCUAGUGGUGGCCUGGUAUUUCAACAACAGCGCUAGACCGGUUUAUCAGUGGAUUCCUGGACAGAAACCUUUGAGCAUUGGCGUGUUCCGUCACCGAGCCAAUCUUGACUACAAAGUGUCCGACGAUAACGAAACCAUGCACAGGGCCUUACACAUCAUCAAUCCGACCAUCGAGUUGUCCGGCGAUUACAGGUGCGUCGUGUCUACUUAUCACGACGAAGAUUUCAUGAUCAAAAGAAUGAUCGUAUACUCCCCAGAGAAGAAAUUUGAUGUAUAUCAGAAGAGAGUCAAUAACGAUACUAUACGAGUAACUUGCAUGGUCUCUGGCGUUUACCCAGUGCCAAGGCUUACUCUCUACAACAACUCGGUCACUGACAAACAAAGCUACCCGUUGGUUCAUUCCCGCGUCGAUAUCAACCGCUUGAAGGACACUUCCUACGAAGUAAUCAUAAGCGUCUUGAUCUCUGACGACGACAUAACCACUCAAUCCACUUUGGACUGCGAACUCAAAAUUCCGGAUACCCCAUACGUCAAGAGAAAGACAUUUGUUUUCUUCCAAGAUCCAAACGCUGCAAGCAACAUCUAUUCCACCAUCUUUUAUGCCGUUGCUUUCUACUGGGUUUUCAAAUUAAUCGCCUAUUAAAUUGGUAUCAACAAUGAUAGUAUUAACCGCAACUGUAGUCCAUAAUUUAUUUAACAAUGGUGUAGAAUACAAUUUUAAAAUGUUUUGCAAUAGACACAAAAAAUAAUAAUAAUAAUAAAAAAGUAUAAUAAUAAAAAUAAUAAUACAAUAUUCAAUUUAAUUACAUCAAAAACCAAUGUGGGGAAAAACCAUACGCAACUAGAUAUAUGAAUAAUUUAGUAAUAAACAGAAAGCUAGAUAGUAAGGAUUUAUUAUUGAAUCGUAAAAUAAUUUUAUAAGUUCAUAUUUGAACAAAUAAAAACUUACAGAAAAAAAAUGAUAUUGAACCAUCAGAACUUUAAACCUAAUUUACCGGACAUGCAACUAUUUACUCUACUUACAGAACUAGUAACUACAAUAAUAUUAUUUAGUACACGAUUUUCCCGUAGACUAUAAGUCAGUUAUUCAAAAUUAGUUUGAGAAAACAAAAAUUAUGUAUUGUUGUUCGUUAAUAAUAAAAUAUCUUUAGUCGUGUUUAAAGUUUAUCCAAUCAUUAUUAGGUAUAAUACAUUAAUCAAAGUUCAACAUCUCCACACUUAAUUUCGUUGAAUUUUAUUCAGUUAAAUGGUUUGAUACAGAACUGGCAUGAAUACACUCAAGUUCGAGUACCUAUGUAUGUUUUAAUGUAAGUCAAAAACGAUUUUAACUCGUUUUUUUUUUACUGAUGUUAAUUAAAAAUUUGUCACAUUCUCAUUACUUUUAAUAAUUAUUAUUAUACGUUUUACUCGGAUUACUCAAUAUUCACAUAUUCACGUAUUUAUAAUUACAUACAUAUUAUAUUUAGUCUGGUUGCUACUAAUGCGGGUUAAGCCAAUCAUUUCACUUAUUAUUUAUAAACGGUUAAAUUA
This is a messenger RNA of Melanaphis sacchari, 1691 nucleotides long. RefSeq lists its product as uncharacterized. The record is from RefSeq and is a predicted model, not a curated record. The transcript is spliced from 6 exons. NCBI's taxonomy places the organism in Eukaryota, Metazoa, Arthropoda, Insecta, Hemiptera, Aphididae. Bases 97 to 804 code for a protein of 235 amino acids.